UAUGGUCUUUAGUUUGAAGUCAAUCCCACCAGAAGCAGAAGUGCGCACUAAUAUCAAACCUUUACUGAAGUAGAUUGAAAAGGUUUAAAUCCAGCAAUUUCAACUUUAUUUGUUUCAGUGAUUAGGAUAUGUUACCCCUUUAUGGAUGAAACCUGAACUAAAAGUUGGUACUUGGAUGAAAUCUCUUUGCGUAAAGGAGCGCGUCUGAAUCAUAUUGCGCAGAAUCUCUGGAUUAGUUUGCAGGAGUGAGGCGCAUCUCCAUCUCACAGGAUGCGAGUAGCGCGCUGAAUGUUGUAGCAUGGUUUUAGGCAGGGGGAACUAAACUUGCGCAAAGAGCCACAUUCUGCACAAGUAGAGAUUGUUUGUCUCAAGUAUAGGUGAUACAAUGUCAGCCAUUCGGAGGAAAUUUGGUGAGGACUAUCAGGUGGUGAACACCAACCGGAGCAUGACUUUUUCUGCACCAGUAAAGAGAAAGAGGCAACGCUUUGUGGAGAAGAACGGCCGCUGCAACGUCCAGCACGGUAACCUUGGAGGGGAGACCAGCAGGUACAUCUCCGACCUUUUCACCACGUUGGUGGAUCUCAAAUGGCGAUGGAACCUGCUCAUUUUCAUCCUCACUUACACAGUAGCGUGGCUGGUCAUGGCUUCAAUGUGGUGGGUAAUUGCAUACAUCCGCGGCGACCUGAGCCACGGGGGACACGACUCGUCCUACACCCCGUGCGUCGCCAACGUAUACAACUUUCCCUCAGCGUUCCUGUUUUUCAUCGAAACCGAAGCGACCAUCGGCUACGGCUACCGCUACAUCACGGAAAAAUGCCCCGAGGGUAUCAUCCUCUUCCUCUUCCAGUCUCUGCUGGGCUCCAUCGUGGACGCUUUCCUAAUCGGUUGCAUGUUCAUCAAGAUGUCGCAGCCGAAGAAGCGCGCGGAGACGCUCAUGUUCAGCCAGGACGCAGUGAUUUCGCAGCGGGACGGGAAGUUGUGCCUCAUGUUCCGAGUGGGGAACCUGCGAAACAGCCACAUGGUGUCCGCACAGAUCAGGUGCAAACUUAUCAAGUCUCGGCAGACCCCUGAGGGUGAGUUUCUGCCCCUGGACCAGUGUGAGCUGGACGUAGGUUUCGGCACGGGAGCGGACCAGCUUUUUUUGGUGUCACCACUAACCAUCUGCCAUGAGAUCAACACCAAGAGCCCGUUCUUUGAUCUAUCACAGCGCUCGCUCAUGAAUGAGCAGUUUGAGAUUGUUGUUAUUCUGGAGGGCAUCGUAGAGACCACAGGUAUGACAUGUCAGGCAAGGACAUCUUACACUGAGGAUGAAGUUUUGUGGGGCCAUCGCUUCCUCCCUGUCAUGUCACUGGAAGAGGGCUUUUUCAGAGUUGAUUACUCUCAAUUCCACAACACCUUUGAGGUCCCCACACCUCCUCACAGUGUCAAAGAACAGGAGGAGAAGUCUUCACUGACGUCACCCAAUCCCCUACCUGUUGCACCUACUCCCUCCUCCCCUUUGCUGGGUAAUGGUAGCCGGGGAGGCCGACGGGAAAGGCUCCUGUCUGCCGACAAUGCAGACCACACAGAGGACCAGGCUUCCAGGCUGCCCAGCAAACUAAAGCGUAUGAGCUCCACCAAGGAGGAGCAUCUGUGGAGGGCGCUGAAGACGGGCCCAACCUUGCCUGGGGAUAAAGCCUACAGCACAGGAGACCUGCCACUUAGUAUUCAGAGGUUGAGGUCCAGCUCCAUCACAGCCGCAAGGCAAGGACAACCAGAGGAGCAGGUACAACUGUUGUCCUUGGAUGGAGAUGCUGAGGAAAAUGAUGUGGAGAAACAGAGACUGCCAGCAGUCAUAAGCACCAUUGCAGCUCCAUCCCCACCAUUAGUGCAGAUCCCUUUGGUAGGGAGUCGGCCAGACGAGAACCUGCCUCCCAAACUGCGCAGAAUGAAUGCGGAUCGCUGACUGCUCUACCCGUAGGAAUAAAACCCCAAAACUCAAACAGGCUAAAUGGGCAUUGCAUUUAAAUACAGACUCCUGUGAUAUAGUUUUUUUAUUUUUCUUGUCUUGCAGCAAUUUUUCUUUAGUUCAUUUACUUACAAGCGCUAUACCAAGUUGUCCAUUGUUACAAAUAGAAGGGCAACGCUAAUAAGCCAUCCCUCCGCUCAUACUGUGAGUCAGUUUUGAUAAAUCACCAUCUGUGCCCCCCCACUGCCUCCUAACACUUCUGUCUAUGUGCUUGUUUCUUUUAUUUCAGCUCAUAGUUGCAUCAAAUGCUGUCUUAUAAUCAUUAACUACUGUACCUGUACCUUUUUAAUUUCAAAGCACCAAAGUGAGAGUUAUACAUGAGCUGCAUUGACCAUUUGCUAAAGCUGCCCCCCAAAACAGUGAUGGUCUAGAAAGUGUUUGAUGAAGAUUAUCAGGCUGUUGGUAUUGCAAUGAGUGUGAAGGGUAGUGUCCUUCCUUAGUUUCUCAAUAAACAGAAGUUUGUUAAUCUGCAAUUUAAAUGAUUAAAUUCCAGUAAACAGCAGGUCCAGCAUGUCCAGCAGGGACAGUGUUUAUACCUGCAGUGGAAGUUAGAUAUUACUUAAUUAAGACAAGGCAUCUGGAAUAUUAAUUGCGUUCAGCCAUUAGCCUUAGUUCCAGUCUAUAACCACAGUUUAAUGUAUAUAGGAUCAGGUUCAUAUUUAGGGUUAUUAAUUAGUCCCCUUAUUCCAGGUCUUUCUACUGGUCUAGAUCAAGCAGGAUGUUAUUCAUUAAGCCCAACUUAUGAAUCUAACAUUAGCAUAUUUUGCUGUUAAGAUACCAACAUGUUCUCAAGGCAUUAUGAAUAAAUAAUAUGUCAUUUCUGGCAGAUCUAUACUAAUAUGAAGACUUUUGAGUGUUUUUUAAAGCUUUUAAAAUAAGGAUUAAGGGUAAGUGUUUGGGUAAAAGUAUACAGCACAAUGUCAAUGCUAUUUAAUCACAUGAAAAAACACAAAAUGCAUAGUACUGACAUACAGUUUGACUUGUGCUACUGAUGCACUUUUUCGCCAGAUCAGGCUGAAUAUACAACAAGCAAAAUAUCUAUUUUUUCACAUCUAGAAAUGAGAACCUGCUCCGGUUUUUCUGACUAUUAAAAUCAAACACCCAUUAUUCUUAAAUUCAAUAAGACUUGGCAAAUGUGUUGCCAUUGUUGCUGCAAAUCAUGCAAAUGGAGAGUGAGAAUUAAAGGGUUGGUACUAGCUUGGAUGAGCUGAAUGACAGCUCCUCUGGGAUUGGUUGUUAGACUGUUAGACUUGGGAUAAAAAUUGGCUCUUCAAUUAUGAGUUGACUCAAAUCACUAUGGCCAACUAUUUGCAGAUAAGUACCUCACAAAAACACAGCAGAAAAAAAUAAAUCCACAUUAGGGUUCUUCAUUCAUAUUUGUAGAACAUUUUUAUAAAUACCUUUAGAAGACAAUAGGUACUAAACUUUUUACAUUAUUAUAUUUUUCUAACAGUUUAAUUAACUUGUUAUUGUUAAUAAGUAUUCAACAAA
Molecule: messenger RNA, 3499 nt
Organism: Melanotaenia boesemani (Boeseman's rainbowfish)
Lineage: Eukaryota; Metazoa; Chordata; Actinopteri; Atheriniformes; Melanotaeniidae
Product: G protein-activated inward rectifier potassium channel 1-like
Exons: 3
Coding region: 386-1945 (519 amino acids)
Biological process (GO): potassium ion import across plasma membrane; regulation of monoatomic ion transmembrane transport
Cellular component (GO): plasma membrane
Molecular function (GO): G-protein activated inward rectifier potassium channel activity
Source: RefSeq, a predicted model, not a curated record